CCCCGUCGAUGAAGCGGCCCCCAGGAUGAUGCAGGACGUCUCCGGCGGCCCCGCCGACGAACAGCGUGCCUCCUCCAAGUCGGUGCUGCUCAACACCUUCGUCGUGAAGAAGAAGCGGUGCCGCGUGUACUUUCAUCGCGGCACGCUCAUCUGGGAGACCGAACGGCCGCCUUACACCAGAUGGACCCUGCCCUUGACGGACGUGCUGGCGGUGCGCUACGGCGACGACUGGAUCCCGGGGGUGAGCGUCAAGGAGAAGCAGCCGACGCAGCCGACCUCGCCGGCCACGGUGUGCCCGACGAACUUCAUCCUGCACUACGCCGUGCGCGGGCCCAAGAACAAAUGGAGGCACCACAGCGUGACGAUGAGCCACACGGAUCCCAGGCAGGUCGCCUCGUGGGUGAAGACCAUUCGCAAUUACCUCCUAGGUCUGACGUAUCGGCCGCGUAAGGUGAUGCUGUUCAUCAAUCCCAUAGGCGGUAAGAAGAAGGGCAUCAAGAUCUGGGAGAAGGAUAUCCAGCCGCUGAUGACCAUCGCCGGCAUCGAGACAAAGAUGAUGGUCACGGAGCGUGCCGGCCACAUUCGCGACGCUCUGCUCACGGCCGACUUGAGUGACCUACAUGCGGUGGUGUGCAUCGGCGGCGAUGGUACGUUCUCCGAGGUGUUCAACGGGCUGAUUCUGAGGGCGGCGAAGGAUCAGCAGAUCGAUCCCAAUGACCCUGACGCCAGCCUACCCAGUCCCGCCUUGCCUGUCGGCGUUAUACCCAGCGGUAGCACAGACACGGUCGCCUAUAGCCUGCACGGCACCACCGACGUGCAGACCGCCGCCAUACACAUCAUCUUCGGCGAUUCGAUCGGUCUGGACAUCUCAUCGGUUCACAACAAUCGCACCUUGCUCAGGCUCUACGCCAGCGUGCUCAGCUACGGCUAUCUGGGCGACGUAAUCCGCGACAGCGAAAAGUUCCGCUGGAUGGGACCCCGUAGAUACGAUUGGUCCGGAUUUAAAAAGAUAUUAGCGAACAAGGGCUACGAGGGCGAGAUCGAGCUGCUGUCGGACCCGUGUCACCCGGCGGGCAGCACCAGGUGCAUGAAGAAUUGCUUACGCUGCUUGCAGCACAUGCACAAUAGCGUCCCCGACGAGGAGAUCUCCAGGUGGGUGACGGUCAGGGGGAAGUUCUUCAUGGUGAACGGCGCGAACGUGUCGUGCGCGUGCUCGAGGAGUCCAAUGGGCUUCAGUCCUCACUGUCAUGUGGGCGAUGGCUGCGUGGACGUGAUCCUAAUUCGACACACGUCCCUAAUAAACAAUAUCAGAUUAUUGCUCAGGCUGUCCAGCAAAAGAAAGACUGUGUACGAGCUACCGUUCGUCGAGGUCUACCGGGCGAGAGAGUUCAUGUUCCGCGCCCUGCCGUCGCUGCAGUUCGAGAACGGGUUGAACGCGGCCCGCUCGAGCUCCCAGCUCAGCGUGUGGAACUGCGACGGCGAGGUGAUCGAAAACACCAAUGUGAAAAUCAGGGUACACUGCCAAUUACUGAAGGUCUACACGAGACGGGCUCAGGAAUCGGUCCGGGAACCGACGUGCCUCAGCUGUUCCACGUGAACGAGCCGAGCGAAGUGACGAGGUCGUCGAACGGCCAGGCUUCAAGGCACCGCUGGACGCUUUCAAGGGCGCAAAGUUCCUUUGUCUUGCCCUAUUACGACCACGAUAUCUUACGCCAUAACGCAGAUUGAUGAGAAACAAAAAUCGCUCGUUCCUCUACGCCGAAGUAAAAGGAGCGAACAAUUUUCUUUUCAUCAGUCCAACAUUUCCAAGCGUGUUCAAGCGAGAACAAUUUCACGCGUUGAAUACGCUCUUCCACAUUACUCCCUGGAUAAGUUACUUUUAAUUUAUUACUGGCAGCGACGAGUAAAGCUUGUUCUCCUAAAAAUCGCUGUUACGAGUUUUACGAAUUUUACCUCGGGUGAGCAAGCUUGACUCGUGGCCGCUAAUCCGGAAUUAAAUUCAUAAUUAUUAGUGUAAUAUGUAUGUAUAUUAGUAAUAUUACAAAAUUCUCUUAACUCUAGAGAGGUGACGUAAGUAAAGUUUGCUUGCUACCGAGUCUGGAGUUACGAAGGAGGGAUUUUGCAAAUGUUGAUUGUAAUAUUGACCAGAAUCGAGGGACCUGCUGGACACAGGUGAUUGAUUAAAGAGCGGCGCGCGAGCUUACGUAAUCUCUCCUUUACGCCUGCGUGUAAUCCGCCUCGCGCGCACAAAUUUAUUUAUAACUUCUUUAUCGUUGCAUUUGACGACUGUUUGGCGAUUGAUGUGCUUUCCGAGAAUACGUUGAACAUUCCACCUGUCGGCGCGAUGCGAGCCGCAUGGCGCUCGAAUUAAUUUUAUACGCGCAUCGACGCGAUAUUUCCUACACGAAACGUUAACGCAUAAACACAGUCGCGAUGUAUAUAACACCGUCGCGUCUCGAUUACCAUUUCGCGCUUGUCGCGCGUAUUUUCGUUAGAUAUUCGCUAAAAGCCGACCUAGAGACUGCAUUUGUCAUGGUCUCUUCGCGACGCAGAAAUCAACGACGACUCUACCAAGCCGAUAUCAUCUACGUUUUGUACUUAAAACGUUUUAUUAUCGACGCCUACGAACUCGAAGCGACAAGUGAUAAACGUGGCAAUUAUUGUUACUUAAAUUUAUAUGUAUAUACAUAUGUUAUUGAUUGUAAAUUUACUUCUAUGAUAAAUUCGCAAUCAAUAGCAAACGCAAUUUCAUCGGCGUAAUAAAUUAAAACGACAAUUGAUAAUUACUUUAGUCAAAUUUAAAGCUUCGCUUGUAAAAUCUCGAUCCUCGAACGCGAAACACGCACUUGACACCUUAAUUAAAUCACCAGCUUUUUUAAAAUGUUAUUUCGGUAAACUUUUGUGGAAAGACAAUCAAGAGGUGCGAGAGUGGUGCUUUAAUUUUACGAACUUCAAGGCUUAUGAUUUAAGUCGAUGCGAUCGAAUUAGCAAUUAGCGAGCUUUCUUUUCUAAUAGCUUCUAUAUCUUUAUCCGCGAAAGUUCAAAUUAUAGAAUAUUUGUAUGUACAUUAACUGCAUACGAGCGAGGGAGCGUAAUGUGGUAACAAAAUGCGAUUAUUCGCGAUUAAAAUGCAAACGUUUAUGCAAAUGUGCGGGAUUCUUAAUUGCAUUGUCAAUGCUUCAACGUUCAACAAGCUCAAUUGUCUUGGAUGAGACAAAUUUUCCAUAAUUGUAACAACUUGCGGAAAGCCACGUGCCUUUUUCUUUCAGCUCUAGAUUCGACCGAAAUAUUGACAUGUAAUUAAGAAUUAUCGUUCUACACAUUUUUACAGGAAGUAAGUGAAGAGAAGCGUAACAAUAAAAAAAAAUCUUUCCGCGCGCGAUAAAAGAAAAGUAUAUAUUUCGGUUUUACAACUUUUCUGUUUGCUUCCCGUGUAUUUGCAUAAACACCCGCGGUCUGAACCGCUAGAAUCCCCGACAAAUUCUCUUGAUGGUCGAGCAAAGUGGAAUACAGUUAAGCGCGGCUUGUACCGCAAAUAUCGUAUUUUUUUAGUGCUCCAAGCAGGUGCUAUUUUGUGUCGUGGGAAAUUAGACGUAGACGGGUUCCGCUGCACGUGUCGAAGCGUAAUCGACGGAUUACGGACAGCAUAAAUGGCACUAUACAUAUAAGCAGUAUCAUAUCCUACCAAUGGCCAAGCCAUAAAAAAUUCAUCAGGGAAGAAGAGCUAUAACGCUCGCGAUCGUCGCGUUUGCUGCCGGUUAGACAAUGUUGACGUCACGCGGCAACUAGGGAACGAUGCAAUACGCGAAAUAUAUUUUAAGAGAGAUUACUUUGAAGUAUAUUUUCUGACGAAAGAUUAGGCUCCGUAAGCGCAUAAGAUUUCAAUCGUGCGCAGAUUUCAUUCGUUCCUUUUAAAUAAUAACAUAUCAUAGAUUUGUAUCGAUCUAUAUAGGAUCGCGCGUAUGGAGAUGCAUAUUUUUUGAUUUGCGAGGCGUUAUUCGCGCAAAUUCAGAUGAUGUCUUCUUAAAGGGCGGCUUAGACUUAAUGUGCAUUAACGAAAUAGUAUCACCGAAGCAUAUAGUGCAUACGAUAUCAGAACUUGUACAGAUAUGUAUGGGGCGUCCCAGAAAGCUCGGUGACCCUUUCACAGGCUCGGUGGAACAUUUUAAGACGAAAAUCCCGGGCCGUAAAAAUGCCGAAGAUGUCAUAUAGCAAAUUCGGUUGCUUGCACUAGUGCGCACUCAGUGUGCACUAAGACUUGUUUACAAUUCUUAUAUUCAAGGGUCGCUUUAAACCUCUCGAAACACUCCUUACAGCCAGCAAAAUGAUCCGUACAGUAUCCGUACGAACCAUUUUUUUUUGGCUAAAUAGUCUUUGACCAGGUAUUUAAGAUGACCAUCGAUAAGAAUUGACUCCGAACAAGUAUGCACUCAGUGCAACCGAGUUCGCUAAUAAUUUUUUAACGGGAAGCAUAGUUGCACCGAGAAGUCUUUGAAAAUGAUUUCAGUGAAAUAAACAUUAUAUGCCACAAAUAAAUUUUCAAAGACUCUUUUCUCCGUGUGGCUGAUCAGUUCGCGAAAAUUUCACGUGCUCGCGCAUGGUACACUAGUGGUAUAACGUUCGCGGAGCGCGCUAUUAACGCUGAAAAUGUCACCUUUCUUUGGCACAUAAUGAGCAGCAAGGAUAGAACGAUGACAUACAUUUUCUAUAAAUGUAUAUGCGAAAUGUGUAAAUGUGUUGAUAUGUGCACAAAUUCAUGUAGGAAGG
Vollenhovia emeryi is the source of this 4767-nucleotide messenger RNA. RefSeq names its product ceramide kinase (gene Cerk). NCBI's taxonomy places the organism in Eukaryota, Metazoa, Arthropoda, Insecta, Hymenoptera, Formicidae. Gene Ontology annotation, molecular function: kinase activity. The transcript has 8 exons. Bases 26 to 1597 code for a protein of 523 amino acids. The record is from RefSeq and is a predicted model, not a curated record.